AUGGCACUGCAAUAUUCGCAGAAUGGACGCGGAACAAUGAUGAUCAGCUCUCACGAGAUCAUCGUCGUGCUUGCGAAGCCUGCUUCUGGCGACGACGAGACUAUCUUGAUUACACAGCCUGCAACCGAUAAUGACAUAGCCGCUGCUCCUUUAUCGCCCCGUCAGCACUUGCGCCCUAUGACUUCGCAGUCUCCUGUCUCAGACCAACCUUCACUAGAGACAGACCUACCUUGGGACGCCCUCUUUACCCCUGGUCAGUUCCUGUUUCCGUUCUCGCCAGUGCCUUCGCUUGGAGCUGGGACAACAACACACUUCUGCUUCGGAGACAACGAUUUGGCUGCCGCCGGUGAAUCUCCGGUUGACCAGAGCGUGCAAAACAGCUUUGGUGCAAGAGCAACAGCGACGGUAGGCGUGGAGGCUGUUGAUGCCUUUGCUGGAUCGGAAUAUCUCACAGCGGAAGAAGGAGAAGAAGAAGAAGACAUACUGAUCGCUGAGCACAUUCCUCAUGUACCUCCUAUGACAGCGGAAACGCGAGCAUACAUGAUCCAAGCCAUCAAAGCCAGACUGCCAGAGCAAGAAGCCCAAGGGCUUGACGCCAAUUUCCCAUCUUUGCGACACCUUGAUACAUACAUGCAGUUGUAUUUUGAACAUUUCCAUCCGCGGAUGCCUUUCUUACACGUCCCGACAUUUCAGGCGUCGCCUGAGACGUGGCAGCUGGUGCUCAGUGUGGUGUGUCUCGGCAGUCGGUACUCCUCAGCGCACCGCAAGCAAGAUCAUGUUCUACUGCUACAGCGACUUGCCCAGCACAUGCAGGAAAGAGAUAUUCGAGAGCUAUCCGACAUUGAAGACUUGACCUUUGCGCAGUCCCUUUUAUUAUUCCAGCAAAACCUGUGGCUCUCGGGCGAGGUGAACACGGUCAUCAAGCUGCAGUUUUACCGGAACAUCUUGGUCACCCUCUGUCGCCAAUUGCUGUCUCGAGAGGGAACUUUGAUGUACACGCAUACAUCCGGUGAAGAUGUGAAUCACGGAUGGUCGCAGUGGAUACGAGCCGAAGCUAAACGUCGGAUCAUCUACUUCACUUGGAUGUCCGAAUGUCUUCAGGCGACAUUCUUCAUGCUUCCUCCUCUGCUCUCCAUUGCCGAGCUGCAAAUUCCGGUACCCGCAGCUGAUUCACAUUGGUCAUCCAACUACGAGCAGUGGCACCUUUUACCGCCACCGCAGCCUUCAUCACCUCUUUGUGCUCUACUUGCACGCGUUGGUCUCGGCGACGUGGCACCGGCGAGGCUGGAGCAACCGGCUAAAUCUAUAAUUCUACUUUCGGCCUUUGUCCAGCAAGCCGCCGAAAGCGAUUUGCUACGAGCUAUGAGACUUGGCUUUGUGGGCGACACUGCUGGUCAACCGGCUUCUCCAGCUCUAGGCAUGGUGACAAUGCUCUCUCAGAAAGCCUUUGAUGCCUUGUCGCAGGCAGGAUGCUCUCAGCCGUUGCGCGAAACGGACGCUGGCACCACCUCGAAUGACUUCGCCUUGCUUGCUCGAGUCCUCGCCAUUUUCUCAUUUACACCCUCGCGGCUCCUCUUUCCCUUUAGCAAAUGGCAGACGACAGAGGUAGGUCAUAGCAUCGCCCGGUCCGAACUGCUCGAUAUAGUAUGGCACAAUGUCGGCAGAGCAAGGCACUGCUUAUACUACGCAGCGCAGGUUCUCCAAUACUUCCGCACCAACAGAGUUGCGACAUACCUCGACAUUCUUAGCGUCUUGGUCUGUGUGCUCUACAUGGUGCUGUACGUGGAUAUUGUUGAGCAGCAAGAUCCCAAUUCCGCUGGCAGUGGGGCCAGCGUGAGAACGUCCAGCACGGAGAUUAUCCGACUCGACCAAUUCGUUGAUGCGGAUCUUUUGAGCGGCUGGUUGGAAGCCAGAAAUCAUGAAAGACCUCAUAUUACGGGGGUCGGUCUCUUACACAGCGGCCGCAGCGCGCCUCGUUUAUACAAAGACGCGUCACGGAUCAUAGCAAGCGGGUCCUCGGAUUCGAGGAUGGCCAAGGAUAUUUCUACUCUUCUCGGGUCGCAAGCCAAAGGUUAUCCUCCCGACCUUCGAGAUCAUCGACAGGCGACUCCACAUUGUGAGCACGCACAGAGCACGGUAUGA
Colletotrichum orchidophilum is the source of this 2142-nucleotide messenger RNA. RefSeq lists its product as uncharacterized. The record is from RefSeq and is a predicted model, not a curated record. The coding region runs from base 1 to 2142 and encodes 713 amino acids. Gene Ontology annotation, biological process: regulation of transcription by RNA polymerase II; DNA-templated transcription. Gene Ontology annotation, molecular function: zinc ion binding; DNA-binding transcription factor activity, RNA polymerase II-specific; RNA polymerase II cis-regulatory region sequence-specific DNA binding. NCBI's taxonomy places the organism in Eukaryota, Fungi, Ascomycota, Sordariomycetes, Glomerellales, Glomerellaceae. The transcript is spliced from 4 exons. Gene Ontology annotation, cellular component: chromatin.